AGGGGAGCAGAGAAUGAUGGACCUAACAAUCUGGAAUGGUGAGGUGGUGCCUGUCCUGUACUAUACCAGCUAAGGGACCAACAGGACCAAGUUGCUGAGACAACCUCAGGAGGCUUGCGGGUCCAGCCAGACAUGGUCAUUUUUCCCCCUUGGUAAAAUUCAAAGAGAAUCCAACUCUUCAGCACCAUAAGCCCUGACUUGCAAGGAUGCAGAAAUGCCUAUGUAGGGAACUGGCUCUGGAAAUGGAGGUCAGGUUCAAGGAGAACAGAGUGGGUCCUACAGAGAGAAGCUUAUGACAUCAUCACAACCAACCAUAGUCAAGGAGGGCUGAUUCUGUUUGCGAAACAUUUUGAGCCGAUCAUGAAACAUUAACCUGAAAGUGAUUUAUCAGGGGAUCCUGCAGAGGUAUGGAAACAGAAGCUUUGAAUGAUAAAUCGAGGUGCAGCCAUUAGCACUGGACCUGAGAAACCGAGUUUCACUGGGAGACACUCCCAGAGGAGCGUGGGGCCUCCCACCAGCAGCAGCUGCUCACCUCCUGCCCUUCCCCUGUGGAGGGAGCCCAGUCCUGCUUCCCUGCCAGUCUCUGAUCCUCCUGUGCCUCCAGAACUGACAGAUCUUCUUGGCAAAUCUGCCCCCCAAAGAUUCCUGCUACCGCUUGUCUAUUCCUGCCUUUUGUGAAGCAUGGCAGCCACGGGACUCCGGGAAGAAUCUUAAAUCCUGAACCUCCACAGCCGCUCUGGAGGGAACUCUGCGUGGCUCAUCCACAGUCCCUCUCGGCUCCGGGAGCUACUCACAUCCUAGCGAUGCCCUCAGGCGCCUUCACCCCAGCUGGAUGAGAUCAUUCCAGAGCUGGACCCAGCCUUGCCACCCACCAAGAUUUCCGCAGCGCCCCCCGCCACCUCCCAUGUCUGGCUCCCCCAGCAGACUCUAGAAUGUCCGUGCCCCAGAUCCAAGUAGAAGAAAUGGUAGGUGGGGAAGAAGAGCCUGGAGCCGCCCUGCCUCCCGAUGACCACCUCAGGAGCCUGAAGGCCCUCACAGAGAAACUGAGGCUGGAGACCCGAAGGCCCUCCUACUUGGAAUGGCAGGCCAGGCUAGAGGAGCAGACGUGGCCCUUCCCAAGGCCAGCUGCUGAGCAGGGGGAGUGUGGAGAGGAGGAGCCCUCGUCCCCCCAGAGAGAGCCCGGGCAGCAUGCCCCACGUAACAGGGGUGCCAGCCGGGCUGCUGGGCCGCAGCCCGCUGGGAAGCUGGAAGGCUUUGAAAGUAUCGACGAAGCGAUAGCCUGGCUCAGGAAGGAACUGAUGGAGAUGCGGCUGCAGGACCAGCAGCUGGCCAGACAGCUCAUGCGCCUGCGCAGUGACAUCAACAAGCUGAAGAUCGAGCAGACCUGUGACCUGCACAGGAGGAUGCUCAACGAUGCCACCUAUGAGCUGGAGGAACGGGACGAGCUGUCUGAUCUCUUCUGUGACUCCCCGCUCGCCUCCUCCUUCAGUCUCUCCACACCACUCAAGCUCAUUGGAGUCACCAAGAUGAACAUCAACUCCCGGAGGUUCUCUCUGUGCUGAGAAGCCCUAGAAGGGGGCAGAGGAGCUAGGAGAGAGUGUUCGGGAGGUGGGGAGGGGACACGGGAAAGGAGUUGAGGCUGAGUCACCCUGAGUGGGUCUCCCCAGAGAAAGGGCUUCCCUGUGACUGGUGAACCGUGGACCCCCAAACUCCUGGCAGGUGCUCUCUCAGGGGUCCCAGCUUGCUGUGGAACCCAACAACCCUUGACUGUCUGUGACCCCGGUGUUCAUCUCCAUCCAGAUGUUCAGUGAGACCUGGCUCCCAGGAUAAUAUGUCUCCAUCCUCCCCUCACUGACCUACAUUCUUGUCUCCCAGAAUCACUGGUGCUAUGAUCUGGGAUCCCAGAGGGGACCCCCAAAAGCUGUGAUUCUUGCCAAAAGCUUCACCAAGAGCACUGGGCAUCCAGGGAGGAGAUGAGUAGGUAUGUCAGAUGAGCCCAUCUCCUGUUGCCGUCUUCUAAGUACUGGCUCAAAUUCACCCUAAAUAGGUGACUCAGCAGCCCUGACAGGGACCCACCAGGAAGGGAAAACCAGAAGGAAUGAUGAAGUGGAGCUUGGGAACCCAGGCCCCACAGCUGCAGCCAGUGCCUCCGGUGAGUGGCUGGGCCAGGCUGCUGUCGGUCUUAGACCUCGGCCCUACCAGUGCCAUGUAACUUGUUUCUAGCGUGUGCCAGGACACGCCCGUGCAGCUUGAGGGGGGCAAGCACAGAUGCCCUCUGUUGCCUGCCCUGGCCACACACACCAAUCCCAGUCUCCAAAGAGCCCUGUUGCCACCACCCUGCUCCUCCAGGGGCGUGGCUAAAUGGACUAGGCAAGUCUGUCAGCAGAUUUCCCACAACCCGAAUUCUCCUGGUGGUGUCACCUCUAUGUCCUUCUUGCCCUCCCCAGAAAGACUGGAGGGACCUCAGAAGCUUGCCCUGAGCUUCCUCUGAGAUUCUGUGCCUGAUUUAAAUAACUAAUUUUAAUUGAAUCAGACUGUUACUAAUCUGUUGCUAACUUGUUAAUAACUGUUUGAUUUUUGUCCAAAUGGUGAUGCCAGUUGGGUAGGUCAGGUCCAGAAGUUACGGAUUUGACUUUAAAAGGUUCUCCCUAACAACAAGCAUGACGAUCAGGAAGGUGAGGACUAAGACCUCAACAGGGUAGGAAAGCGAACCUGGUAGAAUGCCACGUGGCACGUGUUCUCCCACCAGCGGGGUGGGGGGAGGGGAGGGUUGGCUUUUGACAUCAUCUGGUCACGCCUUCUUGUUCAUAAAGGAGUACAGUGAAGCCAGGAAAGGCAGAUGACUUCCCUUAGGUUACACAGCAAUUUAGCAGCUAUAGAAUAUAGACAGGUUUAAUCAUUAUUAAUAAUGCCUAGACAGAUCAUUUAUUAAUGAACUUGAACCCCAAAGAUGGUCCUAAUGCUUUGCCAAACCUGCAAACUGCCAACCCCUCUCCUCUCCACCUCCUUCAGCCCCCAUAUGUAGCUCUCACUUUGCCAUUCAGAAUAUUUGGGUCAAACUCAGAGCAAUGGCUGGAAAGUGGACCCACAGAACACAUAUUACCAAUCACAAUUCCAUAGUUGAAGUAAAGUGUUCUUUCAUGUUUCAUCUUCCUGUAUAGUCUCAUCAGGGCCCAUGCACACUUAUACACAUGAGCGUGCACACACACACACACACCCUGACCCACAUGAAGAAGGUUGUUUUUCUUUUGUGGACGGGCAGUGAGAGGAUGUAAAUGAAUGUUCCCUAAUUAGGAAAGAACAUGGUCACUUUCUUGUGAUUUCAAAGAGCCAGAGGAUUUAUACUUCCUUCGAAGAAGGUAUAUCAACAUAGCUAAGAUUUGUUUUCAGCCUGACUCUCUAAGCAGUGAGGGAAGUCUGAGGCCCAGAGGAUUGGUCCACAGAAAAGACCUCAGUGGAAUGCCUGGCCCUUUAGACCAGCUCCCCUCAGGCAGGAAAGGAGGGAGAUUUUCUCUACCCCACACUGUCUCUCCUCAGGGAUUAUGUACAAACACUGCCAAGCCCUCCAGAGGCAUUCCUUCCAGGCUUCUCUGAGAGGAGUCCUGGGGAUGGUGGGGUAGUGGGCUGGCCCACACCCCACUCACCACUCACUCUGGAAGGGCACACAGGUACACAUACUCGAACUACGCAGGAAAGCCCAUUCCAUAUUCAGCAAAUAAUGCCAAAUUGCUUUUUUCUUUCUAGAAAUCCAUCAUUACAGUAAUUGAAAAAAAUUGGACUCAACUAAAGCUGAGUGAUUUUGUUGAUUUUGUCAACCGAAUUGAAUUGGCGUCAACUGGGCAAUUUAGUUGUUCGGUUAACCUAAUGGUCCCUUCCUUGCUUUGUUCUCUGAGAGGAAACCGAGAUCAAGGCAUACUUUUUUGAAUAGGUCUCAGCUCUUUCGCUUAGUUCACCCCAAGAGAAUUUUAUUUUGGAAUAAGGACGGACAAGAAAGAGGAGGGGACCAGAGAGGAAGAGUGGAGGGGGAGAGACCAGGUACAUCUCCUUAUUCAUCAUCCAAUGUCUGUUAGUUCCCUUAUUUUCACAGGGAACACAAAUAACUCAACAAGUCAGUUCAGUUUUGUGAAAAGCCUGCCUUGUGGGGGGCCAAGAGAUGUCUGUGAAUCAGCUGCAGGCCCUGUGUCGCCAGCACCCUAGGACAAUGCUCUGGCUUACCGUGUGUAUACAAUACUGUUUGCAGUUUCAUUCAUUAUCUGCCCAUCUCUCUGUCGUCCCCGAGGACCCUGGGUGUAAAACGUGCGGUUUCCAUUGACACUACUGUGCACGGCACUGUGUGAUGCCUUCAUGGACUCAGCAGAGAUCACAGAGGCCUGGAGAGCCUGGGUAGGCUUGAGCUGGCCUGAUCCAGCCCCAGACCUCCUCCCUGUAGCAAUACCAAGUGCUAUUACAUAAUCAAUGGACAAUUUAUAAUCUUAUUUUUUAUGAUUAUUUGUUUCUAUAUUGCUGUUAGAAGAAGUGAAAUAAAAAUAUUUCAAAAGAGGAUACUA
Molecule: messenger RNA, 4547 nt
Organism: Acinonyx jubatus (cheetah)
Lineage: Eukaryota; Metazoa; Chordata; Mammalia; Carnivora; Felidae
Gene: FAM167A
Product: family with sequence similarity 167 member A
Exons: 6
Coding region: 933-1562 (209 amino acids)
Source: RefSeq, a predicted model, not a curated record